Molecule: messenger RNA, 5722 nt
Organism: Adelges cooleyi (spruce gall adelgid)
Lineage: Eukaryota; Metazoa; Arthropoda; Insecta; Hemiptera; Adelgidae
Gene: ptc
Product: protein patched
Exons: 15
Coding region: 543-4526 (1327 amino acids)
Biological process (GO): smoothened signaling pathway
Cellular component (GO): plasma membrane
Molecular function (GO): hedgehog receptor activity; smoothened binding; hedgehog family protein binding
Source: RefSeq, a predicted model, not a curated record
UGUAGCCACAGUCAGUAAUCGCAUUCCGCGCGCCCACGACACGUCGUCGCACAGUCGUUAUGUCCAAAUUAUUAAUAUCACUCUAGUAUAUCAUAAUAUCAUGUUAUACAGUAUUCAUUUACAUAUGAAAUUACCUUUACUAUAGUGUUAUUAUUUUUUAAUUAAGUUGACGCGUGUGUUCGUAUGUGUCUUGUGUGUAUGCGAGUACGUCAAGCCGCUAUUCGUUACCUACCGAGGAAAAUAUUAUCUAUAUAGUUUGCCCGCCACAGUGAUUUUUUUGUUGUUUUUAACUUGUAAAUAUUACAACGUUAGAAUUUCUGUUUUUUGUUUUUAAGAAAAGUCUUCGAAGUCGUCUCGCUAAGUUCGGCGGUUUUUGGUUGUUCUACUAACUAUUUAUUGUACAGUGUGUGCCGGUCGACUGUCAAUCGUUUUCAAAACAAAACAAAAAACAGUCGUUUACGUUUUAUAUGAUCUACGGUUAUUAUUCAAAAUCAUUAUUUCCUAAUGAGGAUACAUUCGAUUAAAAGUGAUGCAGUGGAGAUAUGGUCGACCACGUUGUACUGGACUUGUACGUGAGGACCACUUUUCAAGAUGCACAAGUCGCACGUAGACAAAUCGAAAAGGGCAAAGCUGUAGGGCGUCUAUGCGCUGUACGGUUCAGAGCUUGGGAACAAAAGUGCUUGGAGCGAUUGGGCCGGUCCAUCCAUCGCAAAACCCAUGUGUUCUUUCUACCCUUGUUGCUGUGCCUCGGAGUGCUGUUGGCCGGAUUCAAAGCCUUCGACAGAAGCUCGCAGUUCGAUCAGCUAUGGGUUGAGUCGGGAGGACGUCUGGAAACGGAAUUGCGUUAUUCGGAAUCGGCGUUGGGCGAGACGGAAAGCGUUAUUCAUUUGUUGGUCACGCAAACGGCCAAAGAGGCCACAUCCCCGGAAGUGCCUCAGCAGCGGCUUCUCCACAGAAAAGCCUUGCUCGCUCACCUGCAGCUCCUCAGAGCUGCGUCUCAUGUCACCGUCAACCUGUUCGACGUGACAUGGAGUCUUAAAGAUAUUUGCGUAUCGCCGAGUCCUCCGGACUUCGAAGUCCACUAUAUAGAUACUAUUUUUGAAAAUAUGAUGCCUUGUGAAAUAAUUACCCCAUUGGAUUGUUUCUGGGAAGGUUCUAAACUACUCGGCCCGGAAAAUCCCGUGACCGUUCCCGGUGUCGGCAACGGCAUUAAGUGGACCAAUUUAAAUCCCCAAAGCCUAAUGAAGUCGAUCAAAGCCAUGGGCGACACUAACUUCCCGUUCGACAUGCUCGAGACUUAUAUGAAACGAGCUGGAAUAAAUUCAGGUUAUCAAGAGAAACUGUGUUUAGACCCGGACGACCCAGACUGCCCAGAGACUUCGCCAAACAAAAAAACCAAAAAAAUACCAGAUAUAGGAGCCGAGUUGGCCAACGGCUGUCGAGGUUUCGCCAGCAAGUACAUGCACUGGCCGAAGGAGUUACUGUUGGGCGGUAUCGUUCAAAACAAGACCGGCUACAUUCAAAAAGCCGAUGCACUUCAGUCCGUUUUGCAAUUGAUGGGCGAAAAAGAACUGUACGAAUUUUGGUCGCAAAGCUAUAAAGUGCUACACUUUUCGUGGGAUCAAGAAAAAGCCGCUUUGGUGUUGAAGACUUGGCAAAAAAAAUUUAACGAGGAAGUGAAAAAAGUGUUGAAAAACUCGACAAUGGCGCCCUACAAUUUUUUCACUUUUUCAACAAUGUUGUUGAACGAUUUGCUCAGCCAAUACGAUUUUUUAGAUCCCAAAUUGAUCUACAUUGGUUGUUUAAUUAUGGUUAUUUACGUUAGCAUAAUGCAAAUAAAUCUAUUCGACGCCGUCAGAUCACAACUCAUCAUCGGGCUGUUCGGUCUUGCAUUGGUAGUGUUGUCGAUAGCAUCCGGAAUAGCGUUUUGCUGUCUCAUAGGAAUUCAAAUACAUUCGGCCACCAUAGCCGUGGUCAUAUCGAUCGCGUCCGCCUUGGGAGUGAACAACAUGUUCUUGUUGAUGUUCAGCUACAAACGGGUUUCGAGCCACGGGUUCGACCGCGUUACACAGAAAUACAGCGGUCACAUGGGUAAAAAACAAGUGGGAAUGGUGCUCAAGUCGGCGGGAACUAGCAUACUCAUGACGUCACUGAUCACGAUUUCCACAUUCAUGACGGCCGCCGUGGUGCCGAUUCCCGCUUUGCGAGCGUUUUGCCUGCAAGUGGCCAUUUUGGUGGCAUUCGUGUUGGCCACCACGCUUUUCGGCGUGACGUCACUGAUCAGCUUCGACGUGCGCCGGCGGCGGAGUGCCAGGAUCGACAUAUUCUGUUGUUUCCCGUCCGAAGAUUUGCAAUGGCCGUUUUUCAACAACACUAAACAGCCAAUGGUUGGCGUGGCCGACAGCACCAUCGACGGACAAAUGCGGCAGUUGGGCAAAAAGCCGGUAGCGUUUACGCCGGCGGCGGCGGCGACUUCGAAUUUCCUACUGAAAGACUUCAGAGACGCCAAUUCGGACUGCGAAGACAACAUGCCGUCGGCGGCCACCGCCAAGACACAUUGUUGCGAAUGGACGCCGCGGGACAUUGCCCGGAAAUACGUGCAAUACCUGACGACCGGUUCGUGCCGGAUUCGGGUCAUCCUGUCGUUUCUUGUCGUUCUGGGUGUCAGCGCGUGGGGCAUCACCAGAAUACAAGCCGGGCUGACCCUACCCGAAAUGGUGCCCAACGGUACCAACGAACAAAAGUUCCUGGGCACGUACGGGCAGAUGUUCGGCUUUUACAACAUGUACGCUGUCACCAGAGGCGACUUUGAGUAUCCGACUAAUCAAAAGUUGCUGUACGAGUACCACGACGCGUUCAUGCGGGUGCCCAACAUUCUGAAGAACGACAACGGCGGGUUACCCCAGAUGUGGCUGACUUUGUUCAAGGAAUGGCUGCUGGGAUUGCAGAAAGCGUUCGACAAGGACUGGCAGAAGAAGUGCAUAAGCCAAGAGGGUUGGGAUACGUGCGCGACCGAGAACGGCAUAUUGGGUUACAAGCUUUUGGUGCAGACAGGUAACAGCGACAACCCAAUCGACAAAUCGCUGGCGUCGACAGCCCGACUGGUCGACGAGAACGGUAUCAUUAACGAAGAGACUUUUUACAACCUGUUGACCGCCUGGGCGUCCAACGACAUACUGGCGUACGGCGCUUCGCAGGCCAACAUCAGACCCGAACCCAGGCGGUGGACGCACGUGGCCAACGAUUACGAUUUGCAAAUAGUCAAGUCGUCGCCAAUUAUCUACGCGCAGAUGCCGUUCUACGCGAGCUACCUGUACGACACGACGGUCAUCACCAAGUUCAUAUCGACCGUGCGUGGCAUAUGCAAGCAGUACGACGAACGAGGGCUGCCCAACUACCCGUCGGGCAUACCGUUCGUCUAUUGGGAACAGUACCAAGAGCUACGGCAGUACCUGUGCGUGGCCAUGGCGUUCGCGUUCCUCUUUCUGUUCCUCAUUGGCGGUUUGUUCCUGUGCAACGUCCGCGCCGCCCUCAUAUCGUCGUUCAUGUCGGUCGUGUUGGUCAUCCAAAUACUGGGAUUCAUGGGAUUUGCCGACAUCAAAUUUAGCGCCAUACCCGUAGUACUGUUGAUCGGCACCGUCGGUACUGGCGUGACGUUUACCAUUCACCUUUGCCUGAGUUUUGUCACUAGUAUUGGCAACAGACACAGAAGGACUCAUUUGUCGGUAGAUCACAUGUCCAAAAUGGUCCUUCAAUCCGGCGCUACUCUUAUCAUAGCCGUCAUAAUGUUGGUUUUCCAAAACAACUAUGUUUCUAGAUCAUAUUUUCUUUUAUUAACGGCGAAAACGGUUUUCGGUCUAUUCAACGGGCUUAUUUGUUUACCAGUGUUCCUUUCUAUGUUUGGACCGCCACCAGAGAUAAAACCGCUGAAGUACGCAGACCGAAUAAGUACACCGUCGCCAGAACCGAUUAAGAAGCGGGCUCGUUACACGAGCGUUAGACAAUCGGUGCCACCGCCGCUGUCGUCACGGUCGCAUCACGGUCACCAACAACAACACCACCACAAGCAUCAUCACCAGCAACAGCAAAACAACACUGGGUCGUCAAAGUUACACGGACUACACUUUGCACCCAGGGACGGAUCGCUUUCUACCAUUGCCGAAGAAUCCGGUUCGUAUCAUUCCGCAUCGAUGGCUCAACUGGAAAGAUCCAAAUCACAAAUGUCUUUAUCGCGGUCUCCGUCCCCGUCUCUCCGGUCCGAAUGCUGUAGUACCGACAGCAGCUCCGAAGACGAUGCGCCCCAACAAAGAAUUGCUGCACAGCCCGCGCUUUCCACUUCCAAUUCGAAUCAGACCUCUGCCCCGACCAGGUGCAUAGUAACUGCCAAGUUCGAGUUGGAGCUAGACGGCAACGUGAUGAGCGCCGCUGCUCAGCCACGUAUCCACAAGUCGAAACACCAUCACGGCAGCAAUCGUCAGUCGUCGAAACGGCACAAACGCCAUCAUUCAAACUCCUCUCGGUACUGAGAUAAUGUAUGACAAACUCCUCGUGCAAUUUGUUUUGUUUUGUUUAUUUAUUUUUAUUAUAUACAUAUUUUUUUUUUAAUGUAUAACGAAUUCGCCAAAAUUCUUAUCCAUUUCAUCUAGUAAAAAUGCUCAAAAAUUUAUUUAUUAUUAUUAUUAUAAUUAUAAUACUUUCAUCAUUAUUAUUGUAUCGCGGUUAGGUUUUAUUUCAAAGAUAGUUGUGUAUUAUCAGAUAUAGCUCUCUUUGUUGUAAGCUCUAAAAGACUGAAAAUUGAUGAGUAUAGUCUUGAUAAGACUUAUUUGUUUUGUAUAACUGCUCUAUUUUUUAUGUUUUAACCAAAUACGUUUUUAAACGGUUCAAUUAUUAUUAUUAUUAUUAUUAUUUAUUAAGUAAUCGAGGAUAUAUUUUCUUUAUCCUCCACUGAAAUUUCUAUAUUAUAUUAGGAGAACCCUACCCUACCCCCUUCCGGCAAGUUUCUUAUAUUAUUUUUGUAUUAUGGAACCUAACUAUUUUGCUAUUAAAAUACGAUGCACGGUCCAAGUUACAUUUUUGUUAAGCUUCAAAUAAUCUAGUCAACUUAACAUUAAAAAAAAAAAUUGCAUUAUUUUAUUUAUUUAUUAUUAUUUUAUAUACUAGUUUAAUCGGUCACAGUAAAAUUCAACAAACGAUUAUUAUUUCAACGAUAAAUAAAUAUAAUGUUUAUUAAGAAAUAUAUAUUAUAUUAUAUAAAUGCGUAAUGUGUAUAUCGUUCCUAAUUAUCGUUUUAUUAUUUUUGUUUUUUUUUUUUUUACUAUCAACUACAUAGAUAUUAAAAUUUGUAUUUAAUUUUAAUCACACACAAUACACAUUCCUUGUAUUAUGUUAAAUAUACAAUGUAAUAUUAUAUAUUACAUUUUGUGCUCCAAACAUUUCAAAUCAUUUCUAUAGAAACAAUUUUAUCAAGUCACAGUCCAUAAUAACCCAACACGAGAGUAAGCACAAAAAAAAAAAUUUGUGUGCGAAUAUUAUAUCGACAUAGAUAUUUUUCUUUGAAUAUAUAAAUUUUUUUUUGUAUAAAUAUAUAAAUUCCAAUACAAUUUUGUACCAUUAAUUGGACGUUUUCACAUUUCCAUUAUAGUUCUUAAAAAUCUUAUUUAUUUUGUAUUUAUUUUUAAAAAAUGUACACACUUUUGUAUAAAAAGAGAAGAAAAAAAUGUAG